CACACACACACACGCUCAUAUUCCACAUCAUCCCGCUCACUGGGACCAUUUCAGCCGCUGCCUUAAUCACAGGAGGAGCAGAAUCUGAAGCUCUCCUGACUGCAGACAGAGAGGGAGGACCACCACCACCACAAUCCACUUAACCCAGACCCCAGCAGUGCCCGGAUUAUGCGCGCUCCUCCUGAACCCUGAGUCUGAAGAGUUUGCAGAAGUUAUGAACGCGUCUCACGGGCUUCUGGCUCCAGCCAUGGCGGAGUCCCGCGUGCCCUGGGCGGACGAGCGCGAGCAGUUCCUCGGGCGCCUCGUGCAGAUCGCCGUGCUGUGCGUGCUGUCGCUGACCGUGAUCUUCGGGGUCUUCUUCCUGGGCUGCAACCUACUCAUCAAGUCCGAGAGCAUGAUGAACCUGCUGGUGGACGACCGGCGACCCUCCAAAGAGGCGGAGAUCAUCAUGAUCGCUGCGUGAGGAGCUCUGAGAUGGUCUGAGACGAUGUGAGGAGAUUUGAGAUGAUCUGAGACUAUCUCUUCAAGUCUGACUGGUUCUGAGAUGAUGCGAGGAGAUAUGAGAUGAUCUAAGAAGAUCGGGGGAGAUUUGAGACGUUCUGAGAUGAUCUAAGACGAUCUGAUCAGAUGUAAGAUGACCUGAGACGAUCUAAGAAGAUCUAAGAUGGUCAAAGGACAUGAACUCUCUGAACUGUCCCUCAUUAUGAACCUGAAGGAGGAGAUUGACAUGGUGCAUGCGGACUUUUUGACCUUUAGCCUCAUCCUGGUGUCAGGACAGCCCAUAAUAAUGCAUGCUGAAGUAAGAGUGAUGUUUUUUUUUAUAAAAACUACUAAACUAAAAAUUAACUCUGAGUCUAGAAUGUUCCUGUGUGGAGUCGAAAGAUGAGGAAAGCAGAGUUGCUAAUACAUGCAAAUAAAAAUGUGAUUAAACUGAAUUGAGCUGAAUUAAAUGUAUGCAUUAAUUUAACAGCAAUUAAAUUAAUUAAACAAACA
Astyanax mexicanus (Mexican tetra) is the source of this 993-nucleotide messenger RNA. RefSeq names its product reprimo, TP53 dependent G2 arrest mediator homolog 3 (gene rprm3). Lineage: Eukaryota; Metazoa; Chordata; Actinopteri; Characiformes; Acestrorhamphidae. The transcript has a single exon. The record is from RefSeq and is a predicted model, not a curated record. Bases 215 to 463 code for a protein of 82 amino acids.